CUCGACAGCAAAAUUUAGAACAUGAAGCACGCUCAAUAUGCAGAGGAAAAAUAUGCUUGGCAGGAGUCUGCUGCAGUGUUCCUCCUUUUAUGGUUUGAUACAGAUUUGUGAGUUGUUUUUAAUGCUUAAUAAAACAUGGAAGUAUUAGCUUUAAAAAUAUCUGCUUUUGAAGUGCUUUGAUAUAAAUGUGAUUUAGGGAAAUUGGCCAGGAUAAAAGCAAAGGAAGGAUUUAUAAGCCCAUAUAUAUAAAUGUUGUGGGUGGGAGUUUGUCCCUCCCAUUUCUUUUUCCAGUCCAGUCCAGUCCCAUCUGAAAGCUCGGACUCCAGAGCCUCCUCUGACAAGUUUCCUUGCCUUCCUGUGAGAAUAGGCAGCCGCUGUCACAGAAGAGCCGGGGGAGUUCAGAAGAUCAGAGGCAAAGCAGCAGUUCCCUCUCUUCUGGGAAACCAGAUGACCCUCUUCAAAGUGAUAAUGUAAACAGCUAGAAAGUGGUGGAACUGUGGGAGUCUGAAGUCAAAACUGGAAGAAUUCUUCUGCAAGAUAAGUUUAAAAAGCAACCAGCACUAUUCCAGAGGGUGAGUGGGAGGCUUGUGCAGUGACAACAUGAGUCUGGUGGAUGUGAGACAGACAGCAGGGUCCCUAACCCUGUCCCUGUCCAGCAACGACUCCAAAGAGCGCUAUUUUGACCGCGUGGAUGAGAGUGACCCUGAGUAUCUCCGCAGUAGGAACAUGUCGCCCGACCUGAGGCAGGACUUCAAUAUGAUGGAGCAGAAGAAGAGGGUCACCCAGAUCCUACAGAGUCCGGUGUUUAAAGACGAGCUGGAAGGCCUGAUUCAGGAUCAGCUGACAAAGGGCAACACUCCAACCGGUCUCUUGGCUCUGAGACAGAUCGCUGACCUGGUCAUGGCCAGCACUUUGGGAGGGGCGGGACCCUUGACAUCGCCUAUCAGCGUUGGGAUGGUGACUCCAGUCAAUGACUUGUACGGCAUCGAGUCACCCUCCUUCGCGAAAGGGGAGAAACAGAGUCGAUGCAAGCUGGCCAGCCUCUACAGGCUUGUUGACCUCUUCAGCUGGGCACGUUUUACAAGCUCCUACAUCACUGUGCGUGUCAAUAAAGAGCAGGAUCAUGUUCUUAUUGGUCCACGAGGUCUCUCCUUCGCUGAAGUGACAGCAGGAAAUCUGGUCAAAGUAAACAUCGUCGGUGAGGUGGUGGACCAGGGUUCUACUGAUCUGGCUAUCGACCACUUCGGGUUUGCGUCUCAUGCUGCCAUUUACUCAAUGCGCCCUGAUGUGAAAUGCAUCAUCCACAUACAUACUCCUGCCACGGCCGCUGUGUCCUCUAUGAAAUGUGGAAUCCUGCCCAUUUCCCAGGAGGCUUUGCUUCUGGGAGACGUGAGCAGCUUUGGUUACCAUGGCAGCCUGGAUAAUAAAGAGGAGAAGGUGGAGUUUCAGAAAGCUCUGGGCCCGACUGCCAAGGUGAUGAUUCUGAGGAACCACGGCCUGCUAGCUUUGGGAGAAACAGUAGAAGAAGCUUUUCACUAUGUGUACCACACGCAGCAAGCUUGUGAAAUCCAGGUGAAUGCUUUGAGCUGCUCAUCAGACCUGGACAGCUUUGUGCUCCUUGAUAAGGACAAGCUCAAACGGCUGACCCAGGGAGUCGCUGCUGCCGGGGUGGCGAUAGACAAUGAGGUCAAGUGGAAAGUGGGCGAGGCCGAGUUUGAGUCCCUAAUGAGGAUGCUGGACAACCUGGGAUACAGAACAGGUCACUCGUACAGGAACCCCAUUGUCCGGGAGAAACCCCGUACAAAGAACGACGUGGAGAUCCCCGCCACGGUGUCGGCGAUGCCAAUAGAGGACAGUGAACUGGGCCUGCGUAGCCCCUUCAAGUUUAUGGCGCAGAAACAGCAGAGAGAAAGGACCCGGUGGCUCAACUCGCCUAACAGCUACUUGAGAGUCAAUGUCCCUGAACAGUCACUGUGCGGAGAUGUAAGCCCCAGGACCAAAACCAUGUGGAUGAAGUCCACAGAGCCAGGCAACAGCACUGGAACACCAAUAAAGAUUGAGGACCCCAACCAGUUUGUGCCGCUUAACACUGAUCCCACAGAGGUUUUGGACAAGAGGAACCGGAUCAAAGAUCAGCACAGAGGCGACCAGAUGACUCCAGGACCGAAAUCUCAGUUACUCUCAGGGAUUGUUGUGGACACCAUACCAGGCCCGGCGUUCAUCGAUGAAGAUGAGGCGUACACUCGCUCUCUUCCUCCCAAUCCUUUUGAUGAUCUGACGGGGAAGGAGCUGGAGGAAUACAAGAGCACAGUAGAACGGAAGCAACAAGGCCAAGAAGAGGAUGAUGAUGCCACUGAUGCAGAUGAGAUGACAACAUUUGAUGGUUCCACUAUUUCCCUUUCCCUCUCCCCCAUAAUGACGCCACUUAAAGAUGACGUGAUUCCCAACGGGAAAGACCAUUUGGAAGAGUUGGAGGAGGAUCUGAGCAUCGAGGUAUCCAAGCUGAGCAUGAGCACCUCGGAUACUGUGGAAACCUCAAUCACAUCAAAUGAGAAGACAGGGGAGGCUCAGACCCCAGAGAGCCAAAGCAAGUCCCUGAAGAAAAAGAAAAAGAAGUUCCGCACACCUUCAUUCCUCAAAAAGAGCAAGAAAAAGAAGGAGGAGAAGGAAAAAACUGAAGCCUGAGGGCAUUUACUGUAAAAGCAAUUAGUGUUUGGCUAAGAAAACCACCUGAAUUCUAUUCUGAUUGUUCAGCUUGUUGAAGAAGAGUGAGAAAGACCAAUGACUAUCAGAACGUCUCCUAGGACUGUCCUUUUUACACAUCUCUCCUCAUUCACAGUUAUUAUAUGUGAAAGUUUUCUCUUAGAUGGUGAAACUGAUGUGUUUCCCCUAUGAAUUAAUGAUUGACCACUCCUGAUGGGCUCAGCAGAAGGCUGUCAAAAUGGCGAUGACGUGGUAAUUACCCAUAUUUUAAUGGGGUUUGAAAUGGGAACCACAGAACUACAGAGUUGUAGACGGUUACAACAAAAGCAGAUACAGAUUUUUUUUUUGCACAGUUACCUUAUUGAAUGUAAACUGAAAGCUCAAAGAAUUGUUUAAAAAAAUGUAACAAUGUCACAAGUAGUAACUCAGUGGCUGAAUGAUUAUGACUUUUAGAAGUUUGGCCUUAUAAGAAGUACGAUUUGUAUCCGAACUCUGCAUAGAUAUAUCAUCCUGUAAUAAUAUAUGUCAGUUUAUGCUAUAGGUAUUACAAUAUAGUGUUUGAUAAAUGAAUACAUGAUUUGGUAGUCUUUCUAUACUAACUCAUAUACUAAACAUGCUGUGAUUGAUAGUAAUAAUUCAUGUUUUUACAUUUAUGUCAGUGGUAUUGUUCUCAUGGUUCCUGCUUUAUUGUGACUGUGAAAAGGAAAUUGACGGACAGAGAGCUCAGUGAAGUGAUGCUUUUUUUCAUAGCGAUGUUUAUGAGUGGUGAAGAAAUGACAGAUAUCAACCACUUUGGUUCGGAUGUUAACGUUAAAAAGUGCAGAGCCUGCAUCUCAGAAAGAUGAGUGUGAUGGAUGUUGUGACUAACUUUGCUUGGAUAUAAAGUUGAUGGCGGAAAGCCCGUCUUCAUAGCCACCGUCAGAGUUUGAUAUACAGUAUAUUAGAGGACCUUAUAUGAACAUACCAGCCAAUAAUGUGAAUGAUUUGUUUUGACCCAAAGGGAGUGAACUCUUUGUAAAAAAAGUUUGUUUUUGUGAGGUAUUUUGUUACGCUAAACCAAAUGUUUAACGAUGGGACAUAGAAAAUGUGAGAGUACAAUCUAAUAUCAAUAUUUUAACACUUCUUUUAUUAUGAUGUUUUUUUAUUGAACUUAAUGCGUAGUGCAUUGUGUUUACAAACUGCAUUUACUUAGGUAGUCUAUGUGCCUAUAGUGCUUGUAUUUUCUCUGUUGUUUACAUCGCUAUCUGUGUAGCCGCAGGUUUUUUUCCCCCCCCUUUUACAUUACCGUCACCUCCCCUCACAGUCGGCCCUCUUAGAUUGCCUUUCCUCUGAUGUAAUAAAAGCUGGCAUAUGUUUCCAUAACAGC
Molecule: messenger RNA, 4069 nt
Organism: Notolabrus celidotus (New Zealand spotty)
Lineage: Eukaryota; Metazoa; Chordata; Actinopteri; Labriformes; Labridae
Gene: add3b
Product: adducin 3 (gamma) b
Exons: 15
Coding region: 601-2685 (694 amino acids)
Biological process (GO): barbed-end actin filament capping
Cellular component (GO): postsynaptic density; plasma membrane; cytoskeleton
Molecular function (GO): actin filament binding
Source: RefSeq, a predicted model, not a curated record